GAGUGAAUCCGCCUCGACACCUUCGUCAGAACAGAAGCGGUGGUUGAUUCCAUUCUUGAAGCUUCAAAGAUUCGCUGUCCUUUGGGCGGGGAUUCACUUCUUUGUAGAACGACGAAGCUAUCGAAUGUCUAGAGGAUGAAGAAUGGAUUCUUUUGAGUGGAUCGAAAGUAGUGGACAACAGGUAUGUACUCCUGUAAGAAUGAAAAGGAAAAUUAGAUCCAAGAGAUAUGAAUUCGUUGGUUGGGGCUCAAGACCACUUAUUGAAUUUCUUGAAUCAGUUGGUAAGGAUAUCAAAGAGAAGAUUUCUCGACAUGACGUUACCUCCAUUAUAAAUGAAUAUGUCAAUAUUAACAAUCUUCUUCAUCCCUCUAAGAAGAAACGAAUCCUUUGCGAUGAUAGGCUCCAUUCCAUUUUCGGAAGGAAAACAAUUGGCCGUAUUAAAAUCCAUGAUAUGCUAGAACCACACUUUGCCGAGAAUCAACACGAGUCAGAUGAUGAUUUUUCUUACAGCUCCGAUGAGACGGAAAAUCUUUUCAGUGUCCUCAAACGGGACAAUGGUAUAACCCCAGGAAGAAAGCUUAGUCAGAAGACGAGAGUGCAUGUGAAUCCCAACAGCUCUUUUGCUGCCGUGGUUCCUGGAAAUAUUAACCUUGUCUACUUAAGAAAGAGUUUAGUAGAGGAUCUGCUUAAAGAUCAUGAAACCUUUGAGAGCAAGUUGAUUGGUAGCUUUGUCAGGAUUAAAUCUGAUCCUCAUGACUAUCUUCAGAAAAAUACUCAUCAGCUCGUUCAAGUUAUAGUUUCCAUUGUUGUUUUAAUGACCCAGAGUCAUUUUUCAAGUUUAAAUCGUGCUUGGAAUAGUAUCUACCAUUGGAGAAGUUCAAUUAAUGAAACGACAGUCAGCCUCUUGGCUCUUGAAGCCAUCCUUGAAGUGUAUUGCUUAAGUUUCUUCUUUUUCUUCUUUCAAGGGUUGAAGAAAAUUUCUAUAUCUGGUGAUUUGGGUCCAGGAUUCCUUCUUCAUGUUUCCAAUGUGAUGAAAGACGUCAGCAUUUCAAUGCUUUCAGAUGAAAAUUUUUCUGAGGAGGAAUGCAAAGAUCUGGAUCUGAGAAUAAAAAACGGCUUGGUCAAGAGAUUAACUAUCGCAGAGGUUCAACGAAAAGUUGAGGUUUUGCAUGUGGAUAUUACCAAGCAUUGGCUUUCAAGAGAAAUUUCUUUGCUGCAAAACCUCAUUGAUCAAGCGAAUGAAAAGGGGUGGCGCAAGGAGCUUGAUCAAUAUCUGGAGAAAAAGCAGCUCCUUCAGUCUGCUGCAGAACAGUCACGGAUAUUGCGUGAGAUUCCACAAGUGAUUGCAGAUGAAACAGAAUUUGGAGGCAUUCAUGCCAGUGCAGAUCAAGCAGAUAAUGUCACCAAGGAAGGAGAUGAAACAAAGUUGCUAGAUAUAAGGGAGGCUUCAGAUGAUAGAAAGCAAGGAGAAACUGUAUUUAGUUCAAACUCAAAUGUUGAUACUUAUGGUGCAGAAAACCCAACUACAGCUUUGAUGUUCAACCUGAAUGAAAAUACAGAAUCCAGACAGAUUUUUCUUGAUGAACAGGCCGCACAACCAGUAGAAUGUACUUACAAUUACUUUAUAGAGUCAGAACCAAUAAAUGCUGUGGAUAAAGGCUGUCAAGCGAAUGAGCAGAUUAAAGAAUCUACAGUGAUAGAUUUGAGCGAUGACGAUGAACCACCAAGAGCUGAAGAGCAUGAUUGGAAUAACAAACUAAAAAGCUUGAUUUGGUAUUAUUUAGAUCCUCAGGGGGACGUUCAAGGGCCCUUUUGUCUUGCCUCGUUGAAAAACUGGAAGGAUGCUAACUAUUUUCCUUCAGAUUUCAAAGUCUGGAGGACGGGUCAGACUCAAGAUCAAGCUGUUUUAUUAAACGACAUUCUUUCCCCCUUUUUCUCAUAACUAAUACUGUUAGAUUUUGAUAUAUUCCGCACAUUCUUAAUUUCUAUAUCAAAUAGAUGCAUUACUACAUGAAGAGGUAAGCUCCCUAACUUUCUCGUUUUACCAUAAUCUUUAUUAAUGUCUAACAAA
This is a messenger RNA of Cucumis sativus (cucumber), 2071 nucleotides long. RefSeq lists its product as uncharacterized. The record is from RefSeq and is a predicted model, not a curated record. The transcript has 8 exons. Gene Ontology annotation, molecular function: protein binding; DNA binding. The coding region runs from base 143 to 1942 and encodes 599 amino acids. NCBI's taxonomy places the organism in Eukaryota, Viridiplantae, Streptophyta, Magnoliopsida, Cucurbitales, Cucurbitaceae.